Parnassius mnemosyne (clouded apollo) is the source of this 1356-nucleotide messenger RNA. Lineage: Eukaryota; Metazoa; Arthropoda; Insecta; Lepidoptera; Papilionidae. The record is from the annotation of a GenBank genome assembly.
AUGACUACGCUACAGAAUGGGCAUCAGAAAAAGCCCUUAGACAUAAUUAUAGUUGGUGGAGGUUUGGUCGGUUCACUCGAAGCGUUAUUAUUAGCCAAAAGAGGUCAUCGCGUUCGUCUCUACGAAUAUCGUGAAGAUAUACGAAGGACACCUCAUGUAAGAGGGAGAUCUAUAAAUUUAGCUCUAUCAGUGCGUGGAAGGAAGGCUCUACAAAGCGUGGGAUUGGAACAGCACAUGAUUCGUGAACAUGGUAUCCCUAUGGUCGGUCGAUACAUUCACAAAUUCGAUGGUUCUACAUAUGUCAUUCCGUACGAUGCCAGAACAAAUCAGUGCAUCUACUCUGUGGGACGUAAUUAUUUGAACUCUCUACUUUUAAAAGAAUCGGAAAAAUACGGAAAUGUCGAGAAAUACUUCAAUCACAAACUGAUUAAUGCGGAUCUACAUAAGGGCUCCUUGACAUUUCUGAAAACUCAAAACAAAGAAACUGUAGAAGUAAAUGCAGAUUUGAUCAUUGGUGCUGACGGCGCAUAUUCAGCUGUUCGAAAAGCGAUGAUGAAACAACCGCUCUUCGAUUAUAGCCAAAAGUAUAUUGAACAUGGGUACAUGGAGUUAUGUAUACCACCCGGAGAGGACGGCGAGUUUCAGAUGCCAUCAAAAUAUUUGCACAUUUGGCCAAGAGGUAAUUUUAUGUUGAUUGCUUUACCAAAUCAAGACCGUACAUGGACAGUUACACUAUUCAUGCCAUUCGCUAAGUUUAAUGAAAUCGACACUGAAGAGAAGGUUUUAGCCUUCUUCGGAAAGUAUUUUGCUGACGCAAUUCCAUUAAUAGGAAAAAAGAAAUUGUUGGAGGACUUUUUCGCUGCGUCAGCAUUACCACUAGUUUCAGUUAAGUGUCGACCGUAUAAUGUUAUAGACAAAACUCUUCUUAUUGGUGACGCAGCACAUGCUGUAGUACCAUUUUAUGGUCAAGGCAUGAAUUCCGGCUUCGAAGAUUGUACCAUUCUCGACGAAUUGUUCCAGAAACAUAAUGAUGACAUUGCGAAAAUUCUUUCAGAAUAUUCUGAUACUAGAUGGAAGGAUGUAUUCGCUAUAAGUGACCUCGCUAUGUAUAAUUAUAUCGAGAUGCGAGAUUUGGUUACUCGGCCAUCAUAUCUGUUUCGGAAAUCGAUUGAUGAUUUUCUGUUUUGGUUAUUACCAGAUUUAUGGGUUCCCUUGUAUAACUCAGUUUCAUUUACAAAUAUGCCGUAUAGUGAAUGUGUGCGCAAUCGACAGUGGCAAGAUAAGAUUUUCCAACUAAUUAUCAUUUUUGUCGGACUCUGGACUUUUGGUAGCAUUUUGUACUUAUCUGUGCGAUAA